Peniophora sp. CBMAI 1063 is the source of this 972-nucleotide messenger RNA. Lineage: Eukaryota; Fungi; Basidiomycota; Agaricomycetes; Russulales; Peniophoraceae. The record is from the annotation of a GenBank genome assembly.
AUGGGCUUCUCCUCGACUCUUGCUCUCCUUGCGCUCGUCGCCGCGAGUCAAGCGCACACGAUCUUCCAGGAAGUGUACGUGAAUGGCGUCGACCAAGGCCACAUCAAUGGUAUCCGAGUGCCAGAUUAUGAUGGUCCCAUCACCGACGUCACGUCCAACGACGUAAUCUGCAAUGGGGGGAUCAAUCCCUACCACCAGCCUAUGUCUACGGUAAUCAUCGCCGCGAAGGCCGGGGACACCAUCACUUCUGAGUGGCACCACAGUAUAGCUGGCGCAGACCCCUCGGACCCAGCUGACCCCAUCGACUCAAGCCACAAAGGCCCUGUCAUUGCCUACCUAGCAAAGGUGCCGGACGCUCUUCAAUCCGAUGUGACGGGUUUGGCCUGGUUCAAGAUCUGGGAGGACGGCAUGUCCAGCGACGGGACGUGGGGUGUCGAUCGUCUCAUCGCAGCCAAAGGAAAAGUUUCGUUCCCUAUUCCGUCCUGCAUCGAGGCGGGGCAGUAUCUUCUGCGCGUAGAGAUCAUCGCGCUCCAUGGGGCGUCCACCUACCCUGGAGCUCAACUCUAUAUGGAAUGCGCACAAAUGUCAAUCAGUGGUGGCGGGAGCACGAAGCCGAGCACAGUCAGCUUCCCAGGCGCAUACAAGGGCACCGACCCUGGAAUCACCGUCAACAUCUAUUACCCUCCGCUUACCAACUACACCAUUCCGGGACCAAGUGUCUUCACUUGUGGCGGAAGCACUAGCCCGACUACCUCGGCCUCAGUCAAGCCGACUACGACUGCCGCUGCUUCUACGACAUCGUCGAAGCUGGUAGUGACUAGCACAUCCGCGGCCGCUACGGCAAGUCCGAGCUCCGGUAAUACCGCCGCCCAGUAUGCGCAGUGUGGGGGGACUGGCUACACGGGCCCGACAGCUUGUACUUCGCCGUACACCUGCACCAAACUGAAUGACUACUAUAGUCAGUGCCUGUAG